Rubroshorea leprosula is the source of this 1454-nucleotide messenger RNA. NCBI's taxonomy places the organism in Eukaryota, Viridiplantae, Streptophyta, Magnoliopsida, Malvales, Dipterocarpaceae. The record is from the annotation of a GenBank genome assembly.
AAUUUCAGUACACUUAAAUUACGCAACACUUUUUCCUAUUAAAAUUUCACCUUUGUCAUGCAACUAACACAAGCCCCUAUUCUAUCAAAAACACCUACAUAAGCCCCUAAAGAUCUUUUGAGUCAUUCUUCAUGGGUCCAAUCUCACUGUUGAAUCCAGAUUGUUUGUUAUUGUCUUAUGGCCGAUGAUGGCGGGGAUCCAGAUUCAAACUUUUCCAGGAAAAUUGCAUUUUCCAUCAUUGUUUCUCCCUUUAUUGCGCUCUCAUGGCCUUUGGCUUGCUGGAACCUAGUAAGAAAAAGCAAAGCACAUUGCAAUCGAAUUCAUUUUCAACAUCAUUCAUGUUACCUUCACCCAAUCACCGCUAUCAGGAGAACCACCCAUGUUCCCUCUUUUCAAAUUCAAUGGCACAUGUUUUAUCCAACCAAAAAAAUAUCAAAUUCAUCUGGUGAUGCGCUUGCUCCUUCUUGACCACAAACUGCAAGGAAGAAACUAGGGAUUACAACAAAUAAAAGCAAGGAAGAAGAGGUAUUAAUAAAAGGAGGACGUAAUGGGCAUGUUUGCGUCACCUUAGUAGUGAUUUGCAUGUUGCCUUUCUUUGCAGUUUGCUCCGCAGAACAAAAUAAACAAAUUGAUAACAAAUAUUGGCAUUGACCUUUAAUAAAAUAAUAACAAAAUUUUGAUGAGAUGUCAGAACUGAGUUUUGAAAGUUGCUUCUUAUGUUAAUGAGAAUAAUCAGUGGCAAAACCUCAACAUGUGAAAGAAGGCGAGUGCUUGAAUCUGAAAAACUAUAAAAUUCAUACACAGCAGCACUUCUGAAGGUGAUGCAUAAUUUAAUAAUUCAGAUUGCAGAUAGAAAAUCUGAACAUAGGAUUAGAAUAGAUUGUAAGCAUAAAUGACAUUUUUAAGUAGUUUAGAUUAGACAUAUUUGGCAGAGUAACAAUCUUCCAUUCAUGACACUAAUUUACAAACUCGUGCAAUUGACUCUUAGGUGAAGAUUAUACACUGAAAUCCAGCCGGAAAGAAAAAUCUCUAUUGGAGAGAAUUAUAAAAUAAAGUUAAGACUAUGGAUAUACCAAUAAUAACAGGAAAAGCUGUGACCAAGUAUAGUGCUUCAUAACCCUGCAAAAGAAUUUGCUCUGUUUGUCAGGAUCUUAUUAUUUAGCUAAUGCUGAACCUGAAGUUCAAAAUUUUAAACUCUGAAUUAUUCAAGAAAUGCACUUGACUCGACAGUUUUAUUGUGAAGAAAUCCAAUAAACAGAUAAAACUAUCAAUGCAUUUUUUCAAAUUAUUAUGCAAUUAGUAGUAACUUUUGACUUCCAUAUUUUUUAAAAUUUGACAUUAUAAGAGCAGCUACUUAAACUGAUGGUGUGUUAAUGAUACCAUGUACACUGCCAAAAGGCAGCCACAUUUCAACUAUCCAGAACAGGUCCAAUGCAUAAACCAUAUGACGAGUG